AUGAAACUUAAUACUCAAUUACCUCCAAAGCAUAAUUUUAAUGCUUCAUUCAAUUAUGAUUGGGAUGUAAUGAAUAAGAAAAGAGAAAUUGAAAUGCUUAGACCUCGAGAAAUUUGUCCCAAACGCAAUCACUCAUUUCAUACUAGUUCAAAUGAUUGUGAUAAAUCAAUAUAUAAUCGUUCUUUUGAGAAAUCAAUGUAGGAAACAGAAAAAGUAAGUUCAAGAAUGCAAAAUGAAUUUGGCUAAUUAAAGACUUUAAUUUAGAAAAGACGUGAUGAGAUUGAAAAAUAAUAAAGACAAUAAGAUCUUAAACUUUCUAUAUCGAUUCCUUAGUAAUCAAUAAAAGAAGAAAUAAAAAAAUAAAAAGAAGAAACCCCUUAAUUCAAUUACUAUUAAACUUUCAAGCCGAUUUUUGCAAAAUUAAAUUCAUUAAUUGAGAACUCCAAUACUAAAGAAUAGGAUAGAUAAAGAUUAGUGACUUUAUUUGAUUCACUUGAUUAAGAAUCAAUUAAAAAAAACAAUGAACCAGAAUAAAUGUUUUAAUUAGUAGAAUAACUAGUCAAAGAAUUUGUAAUUCCAACUUUAGAAUAAUAAACUCCAACUCAAUAGAAUUCUAAAAGAAGUUAUCUACAAACCCAAUCUUCAAAUUUUAUUAAAUAAUUACCUUCUCACUAGUAAAUACCUAAAUCUAUAGAAUAAUCGAUUAGCUAUAAGAAUGUUUUUGAAUUGCAUUUUCGAAACCCCCUUUAGUUUUAUUAUUAAAUAAAGAAUAAUGAAUGUGGAUAUUAUGAAUAUUGUAUAAGUGAUAAAGUCAUUACGGGAGAAUCAUUAAAUAGUUUUAAUAUCCAAAAAUGUUAAUCAUGUACAUUAACAAAUUCAUAAUCAAAUGUUUAGGUGGAUUAUAGACAAAUAAAAUAGUCUCUGAUUUAAUAAUAAAUAUUUAGUAUUGAUGAAUAAUUUGCACUAGUUCCAAUAAGUCAUUUUGAUAGUAAAGUGAUAUAUGCUCUAAAUUAUCCACCUUCUUAUUGUAAAUAGAUUUAGCAAUACAUUUAAUUAAAUAUUAGCAAUAUAUAAUACAAAUUGGAGUCUGGUUUGAGUAUGUUAAAUAAAGUAGUAAUAUUAUAAUUAAGGAAGAGAAGACGAAUAGUUUUUAUGAGAAUCAAACAAUUUAUGAUUUAAUAUAAGAAGUUAAAAAGAAUAUUUUAAAGAAUGGGAUUUUAAAGAUUGAAAUAGAAUUACUAUUCGAUAAAAUGCUAAAAAAGUAUUAAUAAUAAUCUUAGUAAGUUAAUUCUUUAAGCAGCGAAAUAGGUAAAAAAGGAUUAAAAGAAUAAUAUGACGUAUUUGUUUAUGGUGUUAUAAAAGUAUUAAAGUAGAUUGAAAAGUAAUACAAUAACAUAAUUAAUUGGGAAUGAUGAUUUAAUAAUUAUGCUUUAAGCAUUAUAAUCAGAGAAUUCUCUAGAAAUGUAUUUGUAAUAGGUAGCUUAAUUGAUGGGUGAAAAGUUAGCAGUAUCAAUAUUAAAUAUAGAGAUAUUAUCAUUGACUUCCUAUUUACCUGAAUUCGGAUUAAUAUAAGAGUAUUUUGAAGAUGUUGAUGAUAUCUCAUAGUUUAAUACUCUUUAUUAAUUAACAUUAAAUAUAAAUACUGAAUUAAUAAAUAAUUAAAAUAUAGAAUUUGAGAAUAGACAUAUAUGGAAGGUAAAUGAUGAAAUAUUCUUAAUUACAUCUUCAAAUAUGUAGACCCAUUAUUUGAGUAAAAUAGCACUAAUAUUGACUAAUGGGAUAAAUAGUUUAAGAUAGAAAUAUUUAGAGUUUUUUAAAUUUAUAAGAUUAAGAUAAGAACAAUAUUAAUAGAAGAUGAAGUCUAGAUUUUUGAAUAGGUGGAGAAAUAAUUAAAAUAUUUUAAUAGAUUAAGUAAGAAAUGAACUUGCUAAUUCGAAAUAAGAAUAAGAUUAAUAAUAAAGAUUAAUUUAUUAGUAUGAAUUAGAAUUAUAGAAUAUGUAAAUUUAAAAUGCUUUGAAAUCAAAGUGUUUAAGCAGUGCAAUGUUAGAAAACAUUUUAUCUAGGAGAGAGACUGAAUUAUAAUUAAAGGAGACUUUUUUUAAAUUAUGGAGAAGUAGAAAUAAUAACAUGAGACAUCUUUAAUAGAGAGUAUAAACAGGUUUAUUUUUAUUAGAAUCAGCAGUAUUAAAGAUUGAGAAAUGUUAAUUAGAUAAAGCAUUUAGAGAAAUAGCAUUUUCAUAUACAUAACCAAUUGGUACUAUACCUACAAGUCCAAUAUAAAGAAAUUCUAAAAGAAGUUAUCAUACUAGAGAAUAGACAAGAAGAAGUUAAGAAGAAUUAGAAUAGUCUGUUUUAUGGGAUGUACAUUAAAUGAAGAUUCAUACACCAAAUGGACAUAAGGGAUCAUCUUUAUCACCUAUCACUGCUCACACAAUGAAUCAAUCUUUCCUUAUUGAAAAUGAAUCUUUAUAUCAAUAUCAUUCAUAAAGAUGGUAUGAUUUUAUAAUAUAAUUAGCACUCAAUAGCCCAAAAAAAAGGCUUAGUAGUAGUAAUCAUCACAUUUAGAUUAAGAAAAUGUACAAAUACAGAAUAAAAUCUAUUCUCAAAGGACUAAAGAUUUUGUUCGUAAAAUAUCUUAGCCCAAAUAAUAAUAAUAAAACCAUAGGAGAAUUAAUUCAACAUAACCAGGAAGUUCUUUUUCAUUUUAUGAUUUAUAACAUUGA
Messenger RNA from Paramecium sonneborni, 2723 nucleotides. The record is from the annotation of a GenBank genome assembly. Lineage: Eukaryota; Ciliophora; Oligohymenophorea; Peniculida; Parameciidae.